Molecule: messenger RNA, 1143 nt
Organism: Dujonia railenensis
Lineage: Eukaryota; Fungi; Ascomycota; Pichiomycetes; Serinales; Debaryomycetaceae
Source: the annotation of a GenBank genome assembly
AUGUCGGACGAAAAGCUUAUGGAUGAUGUUACUGAGUCCGAAACUGGGUACUUAGAAGUAUACAUCAGAUUUAAUGAUGACUUUGAUAAAGACUAUUGUUUCCAGGUGAAAUCAACUGAUACCUUCAAGGAUUUAAAUCGUAUUUUUACUGAGUUACCAAUUGCAUUAAGACCGUCGAUUUUCCAUCUGUCUAUUCCUUUGGGCUAUAAGGUUUCUACCUCACCAGGUUACCUUACUGAAGAUGGUUCUCUUUUGUUCGAUUAUGACACUGAUAAGAAAAAGUUUGGCAAGGUUGUUUCCUUGAACAGCAAGAUCUCAGAUGAGUGCUGGCCUGGUCAAUUAAUCAUACCAAUUUGGGAAUUGAAAAGUUUUUGGUUUUACAGUUUUGUCUCAUUUUUGCUCGUUUGGUUGUACACGGAUUUGCCCGACUAUAUCUCCCCAACCCCUGGUAUCUGCUUCACUAAUCAAGUCAGCUAUGGUUUGGUUAAGUUAGCUGAAUAUUUCGACCAAGAAAAAUGGGCCAGUGCCAUUAUUAAUGACUUGUUAGAACCGGUUAGUGUCCCUGUUCAAUUUUUGUUCUUCUUUUUACACUUCAUGAAGUGCGCAAUGGUAUUCAUGAUCUUAUGGACUGGUGCAUUCAACCCAGUUGGUGCAAGAAUUCCAUUCAUCACCAGUCCAGUCAGAACGUUGCUGGAUAUCACCCGUGAAGAGUUGUUAGCAAUUGGUUGGACUGGUUCGAGAAGAGCCUCUCCUGAUGAAUAUAAGGAGUUCUUCAGAGAAUACAAGAUCAAGGAGCAUGGUGGUUUGGUUCCUGCACACAAGGCCGGGGUUUUCGAAAAAUUGAAGAAGUUGGGUGUGUUCCUUGGUGAGGGAGAAGGUUUCAAUACUCCUUUGGAUAACAAGUCCAGUACUUCUGUUAAGGACUUGUUGAACAAGAAGGAUGCUAAGUUUGCCCUUAGUUACGAAUAUCUUGCCCUUUUGGGUGAAUUCUUUGAGAAGUAUUCAAACGAGAAUGAAGAUUUGAAAAUCCAGGAUUUGGUUAAGCAGUACAGAAGAUACGGUAUCUUGCAUAGCGAUGCAACCAUCAAGAAGAUUGUUGAAAACAGAAAGGAAAGAGGUGAUACAUUCCCUGAAACGAACUAG